Messenger RNA from Pogona vitticeps (central bearded dragon), 1704 nucleotides. It is a transcript of the gene FNDC9, whose product is annotated as fibronectin type III domain containing 9. The record is from RefSeq and is a predicted model, not a curated record. Gene Ontology annotation, molecular function: protein binding. Lineage: Eukaryota; Metazoa; Chordata; Lepidosauria; Squamata; Agamidae.
CCUAACCCUAGGAGUUCAGUAAUGAUGUCACUGAAUAAAAGAGCAUUACUCACUUGCAUCAGAGGAAAAGCAAACCCAGAUACACAAGAGCAGAAUCUAACUAGAGUGCUCCAGCAGUGCAUUUCAUAGCACAAAGCAAGCAACAGAAAGUGAAGGCUGGCUGUUCCCCAUCCCCAGAAAACCUAGGCAACCGAAUACCCAAGGCAGCAUGCUCUUGUGCAUGGAUUUAGACCGAAGGUUUACAGAAGAGGUCUGAUCACCAGCCUCUGUAUUUGAAAAGAACCUCAAGUACUUGGUCCAAACAACCUGCUGGGGAAAACUAGCAACCACAGAUCAUGAAAAGACCUACUUCUUUGAAAGAGGACACAGCUAUUGCUCCAUUUCUACCCAAACAUUUGACGAAAACCUCAGGAUUUUCACACUAAGCCGAUGAGUACCAAUGCUUAUGGUCCUUUCAGAUCUGCCUGCUGGAAUAUUUUGGUCUCCUGAAUCUUAAGAGCCAUCCAGCCAUUGCGAUUUAUUGAAGUGAAGUAUUAAGAAGAAAGACGGCAGCAUAAUGGGAAUAACUGUACAAAAUGUAACCGGAAGCACAGCCCUCGUGAUCUGGCCCAAAAUGGAGAGCUGUGUAGAUAGCUUUUACAGCAUCAUGUACAAUCCAAACUGGGACAAAAUGCUAUCAGGGUAUACCAGAAAACAUUUUCAAAAAGAAGAGAGAGUGCCAGCCAGUCGAUCAUCAUUUGUCAUUGAGAACUUGAUUCCAUUAACAACCUACAUUCUCUGUGUAACAUGCCAGUCAGCAAACCCAUCAAGUGAUCAAUGCAGGAUUUUUAAUACACCAGAACAAGACCCAGCAACCACAAGCAAUAAGAAGAAAGACCUGGCAGUGGGCAUAUGGCUAACCAGCACUGUUUUGCUUCUCAUCAUCUUUGGUAUUCUGAUCUACAGUUGCUUGCAUAUAUGGUGGCGCAAGAGAAGAGAGAGUUCAGAGAGGCAAAGCAUUACAUCUGAAGAUAAGGGGGAAGUGUGGGCAAAAAAUGAACCAUGUGCUUUAGAAGAGCUGAACAAGCAAGCCCAGCCUGCUCAAGGAAUUGAGAUUCAAAGCACAGAUGGCAUCCAAUUGGCCACCGUUAUUGCUAAUCCUUUAACAUCAAAGAAACCCAUAAUGCUGAGUUCCAAAAGUCAGGAUUUUGUGCCUAUGUCGCUAUGUCAAUCUGACAUAGGGUCUUCAACUGGAAUGUGCCACCACUGAUAAUUUGCUAUGUACACAGUAUAUAUUUAAACUUAUUCAAGAGAGUACUACUGUACCAUUCUUAAAUCACAACUUCCUCAGCACACAGUGCUGAACUAAGGAAGAUCCUUCUUUUUCAAAGGCAGCUUUAAAAGGGGCAGGAGGCAAAUCAACAACUGAGUUUCAGGGAGAUCAUUUAGGUGUAGGCACUUGGAAUUAAAGUAUUUCCGCCGCAGAACACCACAACAAAAACUGCUUCUGACAUUCCCCCAAAGGUGGUGGUUCAUCAUAGAAACAUGGUUUGUCAUAUACAAAGCCACCAGCUCUGUUCAGGCAUCAUAUAUGUUCAGGUACACUUGCAUGCAAAGAAGGGACUGUUCUAGUACAGUUGUGUCCCGCAUGACGACGACAAUCCAUUCUGUCAAAAUCGCUGUACAGCGAAAUUGCUGUCAUGCGGAAAAAAACGCUAUUGGAAU